Molecule: messenger RNA, 2144 nt
Organism: Mobula hypostoma (lesser devil ray)
Lineage: Eukaryota; Metazoa; Chordata; Chondrichthyes; Myliobatiformes; Myliobatidae
Exons: 5
Coding region: 34-672 (212 amino acids)
Source: RefSeq, a predicted model, not a curated record
AGGCUAUUUCAUUUCCAAGAAACAUUUACCUUGAUGCAGUCAAAAAUGAUAUUUGCCAAAGCAAUUUUCUUUAUGCAGCUGAGUUACGGUGCAUUUUCUAGCGCUGAAAUUCGGUUGAUGAUGCAAAAAUGCACAAUCGAUUACGAAGGAAAAGAACUGCUGUUCACAAUAUCACCAGGCCAACCACAUGGCAGAAACCUGAGUAGGAGCACAAAUGAGGUGCAUGUGACAGGAAAGAAUUGCAGAAAAAUCCUUGAUUUGCUGGAGGAAGAUGGUUCUAACUAUUGCUGUCUUCCAGGAAUGAUGCAAUUUCCCAGUGAAAGCAAAACAUUAAAAUUUAAGUGCAACAUGAAGAAAUUGGAAGAUGGGAGGACCUACAUGACAUCAGUGUUAAUCAGCGUAAUGGUGAUGGCAGCUGUAUUGAUCAUAUUCCUGACGUUUCUCGUGAUCCGAGGAAAUAAAAAAUCCAAUGAUAUGCAAGUAAACCUACAGGCAGAUUCUCUUCAGAGUGUCGCUCCAGUGGAGACUGUUCAGUACAGCCAGGUCACCAUAAAACAAGCAAAAAAGAACUGGGUGAAUAGGAAAGCGGAUAAUACAGAAUAUGCCUCAGUAAGAGAAUUGUUCACGACUUACUCCAAUUCUGAAGACCUCAGUAGGCAGACAAGCUUUUAAAUAAGCCUCCAGAUUCCCAAAAUGCGGGCGAGGGGUGGGGGAAUGCUUAACGGCGAGAAUGGAUUUAGUGAAAGGAAUAAGUAUUGGAAUCUCCAGGACGUGACGGAUUCUCUGGAGAAUUUUAUAAGACUUUUUCUUCAUUGCUUAUACCUUAUUUAUGUUCUACUCUUACUGAUUCCUUCAAGGUGGUUAGGUUGCCACAGUCUUCUUAUGAAGCUUCCAUUUCGCUUAUUCUUAAAAAGGAUAAGAAUCUCACUGAAUGCUCUUCAUAUAGACCAAUCUCUUUACUCAUUGUUGAUGCUAAGAUCCUAUCUAAAUUUUCUAUUAUUUUUCUUCUUGGAUCCUCUCUUCCUUUAUCUUUAAAUAAAUUAACUGACAGUUUGGUGGUUAAACACACUUUGAGGAUCUGGCUACAGUUUAGAAAACAUUUCGGUUUAUUGAGAUUUUCCCUUUCUAGUCCUAUUUUUUUCAAUUUUUUUUUUAAAACGACCGAUCUGUUUUUUUAGAGAAUGGGAUAGAUUAGGCAUUAAACGAUUUCAGGAUCUGUUUGUUGAAGGGCAUCUUUCUUCUUUUGAGCAGGUCUCUGAAAUAUAACCUAUCAAAAACCCACCUUUUUCGAUAUCUACAGAUUACAGAUGUUUUAAGAUCUAAACUACAUAUAUUUCCUACCAGCCCGGAUAAGAACAUAAUACAUGCAAUCUCUAAUUUGAAACCUUUUGAUAAUGGCUCAAUAUCUGUGGUCUGUUGUUGGGACUGAGAAUGGCUUCUUUAGACAAAAUUAAAAAAGAUUGGGAAAAGGAUUUACAGACUUCAUUAUCUGAUGAGACCUGGAGGGCUAUUUUCAAAAUGGUUAAUUCUUCAUCGUUAUGUGCUCGUCAUUCCCUCCUACAAUUUAAAGUGGUACAGAGGGCUCAUAUGUCUAAAGACAAGCGCUCUCGUUUUUUUGCUGAUGUAUCUCCUUAUUGUGACAGAUGUAAUAAUGGAGAGGCUUCAUUAAUUCAUAUGAUUUGGUCAUGUUCGAGCCUUUAAAAAUAUUGGAAAGAUGUAUUUCAAACUUUUUCUCUACUUUUUUAAAGUUAAUUUUAAACCCAAUCCUUUGACUGCCUUAUUUGGUAUUAUUAAGGAAAGAGUUAUAAUUUUGGAGUCUUCUCAUUUGCGGGUAUUGGCUUUUAUUUCGCUUAUGGCUAGGAGGGAUAUCUUGCUUAAAUGGAAGGAGGCUGCCCGCCCCCCACACACACAGGCUCAAUGGUUAUGCGAUGUUAUGUCAUGUUUAAAUUUAGAGAAGAUUCGUUGUUCGACUUCUGAUUCUAAUCAAGAUUUUCAAAAGCUAUGGGGACCCUUCCUGAAUUAUUUUAAAAGUCUUUGAAUUGUUAUUGUUUUUAAAAUAUAGAUCUGGGCCAUUAUUAUAAAACACUAUAUGGUAAAGUACUCUUUUUUUCUCUUUUUUUUAACCAACCAGCUUUGUCUUGGUA